Quercus lobata is the source of this 2569-nucleotide messenger RNA. Its product is annotated as G-type lectin S-receptor-like serine/threonine-protein kinase RKS1. Lineage: Eukaryota; Viridiplantae; Streptophyta; Magnoliopsida; Fagales; Fagaceae. The transcript is spliced from 7 exons. Bases 2 to 2470 code for a protein of 822 amino acids. Gene Ontology annotation, cellular component: plasma membrane. The record is from RefSeq and is a predicted model, not a curated record. Gene Ontology annotation, biological process: protein phosphorylation; recognition of pollen. Gene Ontology annotation, molecular function: protein serine/threonine kinase activity; ATP binding.
CAUGGAUACUGAAACCAUGGUCAUGCCAUUGAUUCUGAUCAUGCUUUUCUUCCCAUUUUGCACUUCCGUUGACACCUUAACACCAGACCAAUCCAUCAAGGAUGGCCAGUCUUUGAUUUCCAACAAAAAUAAUUUCGCCUUAGGCUUCUUCAGUCCCGGCAAUUCUAGCUUCCGGUAUCUUGGUAUUUGGUUUGUCAAAGUGGCAAAACAAACUAUAGUGUGGGUGGCAAACAGGAAUGAUCCUAUUAUUGAUUCCUCAGGUGUUCUCUCCAUCAACCAGUAUGGAAACCUUGUCCUCCAUGACAGUUCUAACCGUCUUCUUUGGUCUACAAAUGUGUCUGUCCAGGGGACAACCUCCUCUGUUGCACAGCUUCAAGAUUCAGGAAAUCUGGUAUUGGUCCAAGGCAAUAACAAAAAGGCUAUAUGGCAAAGCUUUGAUCAUCCUACAGACACGCUGCUUCCAGGCAUGAGGCUUGGGUUGAAUCGGAUGACUGGGUUAGACAGGUUCUUGACAUCUUGGAAGUCACAAGAUGACCCCGGAACUGGGGACUCCUUCUAUAAGAUGAAUCCUACUGGCUCUCCACAAGUCGUCUUGUAUAAGGGUUCGACUUUAUAUUGGAGGUCAUGUCCAUGGCCGUGGCACACAUCAUCAGCAGCAGCAACAGCCUCAUCGGGUUAUAAGUACUAUUCUGUAAACAACGAAGAUGAGGUAUCUUACGGCUACUUUUUCGAUGACCCCUCCAUCAUUUCUAGACUAGUGGUUUACAACUCAGGAUUGCUCCAGAACCUUAUGUGGAAUGAUGGUGAUCUUCAAUGGAAGGAAUUCUGGUCAGCACCUAAAUACCGUUGUGACAACUAUAGACACUGUGGCGCAUACGGUAAAUGUGGUCCCGAGUCUGCUGACAGUUUUAAUAAGUUUGAGUGUACGUGUUUGCCAGGGUAUGAACCCAAGUCUCCGAAGAAUUGGUAUCACAGAGAUGGUUCUGAGGGGUGUGUGAGGAAGCAGUCGGGGUUGUCGAUGUGUGGGAAUGGAGAAGGGUUUGUGAAGGUGCAGCUUUUGAAGGGUCCUGAUUCAUUUAAUGCAGUUAGGAUGGACAUGAGUAUGAGUAGCUCAGAGUGCGAGCAGGCAUGCUUGAGAAAUUGCUCUUGCACCGCUUUUGUAAGCAUGAAUGAUAUUGAUAGGAAGGGGACCAGUUGUUUGGCAUGGUAUGGUGAAUUGAUUGACGUUUCGGAGAAUUCAUAUGAAAGGUGGGAUCUAAAUGUACGUGUAGAUGCAACUGAGUUAGCUACUUACACAAGGAAGUCCAACGGUUUUCUUGGCCACAAGAGGAAGCUGGCUAUUACAAUAAUUUUUGUUAUGGUGACAUUGUUUCUGGUAUGCUUGAUAGCCUAUAUAUGCCUAAUGAAGAAGAGGAAAACAAAAGGCUAUUUGGAGGGAAAUGAGCUAGAGGAGAGUAGUAGACAUCCAGAUUUAUUGAUCUUUGAUCUAGGCUGCAUAGUUGCUGCCACUGACCAUUUCUCUCCGAUCAACAAACUAGGGCAAGGUGGCUUUGGUUCUGUUUUUAAGGGUCAAUUAUCUAAUGGACAACAAGUAGCUAUUAAAAGGCUAUCCAACAGUUCAGCACAAGGAAUAGAGGAAUUCAAAAAUGAAGUUUUGUUGAUUGCAAAACUUCAGCAUAGGAAUCUUGUCAAGCUUUUUGGCUGUUGCAUUCAGGGGGAAGAAAAGAUGUUGAUUUAUGAGUACAUGCCCAACAAAAGCCUGGACUUCUUCAUUUUUGAUCAUACAAGAAGUUCAUUGCUUAAUUGGGGGAAACGCUUUGAAAUCAUCAUUGGGAUUGCUCGUGGGAUUUUGUAUCUUCAUCAAGACUCAAGAUUAAAAAUCAUACAUAGGGAUCUUAAAACUAGUAAUGUUCUCUUAGAUGGUGAGAUGAAUCCUAAAAUUUCGGAUUUUGGGAUAGCUCGUAUAUUCAAUGGGGACCAAAUUCAAGACACGACAACUAGAGUUGUCGGAACAUAUGGUUAUAUGUCACCAGAGUAUGCAAUAUUUGGGAAAUUUUCAACAAAAUCAGAUGUCUUUAGUUUUGGUGUCAUAUUGUUGGAGAUCGUUAGUGGCAAGAAGAAUAAUAGUUCUUAUCGAAGGCACGAUUCCCUAACUUUGAUAGGGCAUGUUUGGGAACUAUGGAGAGAAGAUAGAGUCUUGGAUAUAGUUGAUUCAUCAAUAAAUGACUCAUUUGUUUCCCAUGAAGUCUUGAGAUGCAUUCAAAUUGGGCUCUUAUGUGUGCAAGAAGAUGCAAUGGAUCGACCAACAAUGUUGGCAGUUCUUCUCAUGCUAAGUUGUGAAACAACUCUUCCUUCUCCAAAACAACCUGCUUUUAUUUUUAGAAGACCUACCAAUAGUUUGGGAUCAAUAACAGGUGAGCGGUUUUAUUCUAUAAAUGAUGUGACAAUCACCGAAUUCGAAGCUCGCUAAAGGUAAAGAUUCUAGUUAGCUGCAUCUAAAAUGCUUCUAUAAGGAUUUCUAGGACAAAUUAAAAUUUUGCUCUUUUUGUAUUUAUGAAAAAAAAAUGUA